UGUGCUGCUCUUCCAGUUGGUGCACUACGUGUGGAGUUUUCCCAGCCUGUGAACCUGGAAGAAGUGGCGAGAAUCAACCCAGAGGUCAAAGCAGGAGGUCGUUUUGCUCCAAAGGACUGCAUAGCACUUCAGAAAGUAGCAAUAAUCAUACCAUUCAGGAACAGAGAGGAGCAUCUGAAGUACUGGCUCUAUUACCUGCACCCAAUUCUCCAAAGGCAGCAACUAGAUUAUGGUGUAUAUGUUAUCAACCAGGAUGGAGAAGAAGAAUUUAACCGUGCUAAACUGCUGAAUAUCGGAUUCACAGAGGCCUUGAAAGAGUAUGACUAUGAUUGCUUUGUGUUUAGUGACGUAGACCUCAUCCCAAUGGAUGACAGGAACAUCUACAAAUGUUACAGCCAGCCACGCCACCUCUCUGUAUCCAUGGAUAAAUUUGGAUUUCGGUUGCCUUACAAUCAGUAUUUUGGAGGUGUGUCUGCCUUGAGCAAAGAGCAGUUCACAAAGAUCAACGGGUUCCCAAACAAUUACUGGGGUUGGGGUGGCGAAGAUGAUGACAUUUAUAACAGGCUGGUGUUUAAAGGCAUGGGGAUAUCACGUCCGGAUGCUGUCAUUGGCAAGUGCAGAAUGAUUCGGCAUUCCCGGGACCGGAAGAACGAACCCAACCCCGAGAGGUUUGACCGAAUUGCUCACACACGGGAGACAAUGAGCUCUGACGGCUUAAAUACACUAUCCUACAAGGUGUUAAGAACUGACAAGUACCCUCUGUAUACAAAGAUCACAGUGGACAUUGGCUCACCAAAUAGCUAACAUCACAGACACAAGAGAGACCUUGCCUGUGUUGCCCAGGACAUCUGGCCUCAUUGAUGCUUUCUGUCUGCUGGUUUCAUAACAUUUGCAAUGAGGAGAAAAAAAAAAAAAAAGGCCUCUUUUGGUAUGCCAAAGCGUCUCCAAAUUGGUUGGGCAAGUGCUUUUUUUCUUUUUUAAAUUCCAGACUUGACUUUACACAACUUUCUAGCUCUCCAUUGUUUUGUAAGUCCAGAAGCUGUACAUAAGAGUUGUAAAUAUUUACUUUGCCAGAAAAUGUUGAAUCUGAUCUAUUUGCUGCAUUGCUCUCCACGUUGAGUUGAUUGCUAGACCCAAAUUUUACUGAUUACAACUGUGAUGCAUCAGCAAUUACUGCCCAUUAUACUUGGUGGUAUUUUAAAUGAGGUGGAUGAAAACAUUCCUCUUAAUUAAUUCCUAGUUUUACUUUAUGAAGGACUGUAAAAUGCUGCUAAAAUUGUACAAGUUUAUGCUUUGGAUGUGAUUUUUUUUUUAAUGGAGACAAUAUCAUAUAUUUUUUUUCUCAUAGUGACCAAAACAAACAUCUUCUCUGUGUGCAGAGCAUAUGCUGAACAUCCCAAGUCUGGAUUCAAUGAAUGUAAUUAUUUCUUUUAGUCUCAAAGGAGACUUUGAGUGAGUUGAGCCAGAGCUUGCCAGAACUUUCCAGUGAGCUCUCUGCAUAGGGUGGGAGAUACAUAGAUGGCAUCUGCAGAAACCGCUGGCUUCAGAUAACCUUAUUUCUGGAUGUGAUAGUGACUUUUUGCCUCAGCACAACAAUACCUGGGUUUUGGGGGGGGUAUGGGUUUUUCCCUGAAAUAAAGAUGAAUUAAUUUAAUUGUGUGAUGAAAUUAUGGCCGUAAAAUUUGCUGACACUUGUUAACAGUGGUUGAAAGUUACCACACUAUUUAAACACUGUCUGAAGCUUCCUAAACCCAAAAUUUUUAUUGUAAGGUCAUGCAUAAAACUUGAAUUCACUUAUUACUUUUGUUAUUGUUGUAACAUUUUAAUAACUUUUAAAAGUAAUUUUUAUAUUAUAAGCAGUAUAUUUAAUACUAGAUUAAACUAGGGUGCAGCAUAAUAGGAAAUGAUUCAAGGCCUCUUUUAUCUUAAGACUAGUAGGCUUUUUAUGUGCGUCAUUAUAUAGAAGCCAUGUAUUAUAUUUGCUCUGCUAUUUGUCCAUGAAAUCUCCUGCGGUGCUGAGACACUCACAGCAGGGCUGACAUCCAACCGAUUUUUCUUUGCCUAAAGCCUGUUGCAAUGUGUGUCCUCUAUUGGGAAAUUCCCUUCUGAUUUUUUCAGGCUUUGAGGAACAUGCGUGUUUUGGAGUACUACUUUUUGUCAGUACAUCAGGGCACCACCUGUACAGACACCCUGCUUUUCCUUCCCGUGACCGUAUGAAAGCCUCAGGCACUGCCACCCUUGGAGUUGGUUUAAGUGAUUUAAAGCUCUCAGCCAGAACUGAGAACUGACUUCCUUCUGGUGAGUACUUUCCCACCAGCUCUGACCACAGAAAUUUGCACUUCCUUGGCCUGUGCUGAAGGCUGUUAAAAUCAGGGACGCUUGUUGUAUUGGGGAUCAUCUUCAGCACUGCCUCUUUUUUUUCUUUUCUUUUUUCUUCCUUUUUUUGUUGUUUGUUGUUGUUGUUGAGACCUGAAGGUUUUGCUGAACCCUUGCACUGCAGGGGUGGGAUCCUGCAGGGGCUAGGGGACAGUGUGUUUCCUCUUAGGCCAGAGGUGGCUCAAAGUAUGCACAGAGACUUUAAUUACUGGGGAGACAAAUAGCUGCCUUUUCAGUCUCACUUUGAAAAGGUGUUCACACUCUUAGCUUAAAAGCUGUUCCUGGCCACAUUUGCUGCAUCAUGCUGGGAGCUGAGCAAAGGUGGGCUUUCGUGGAGCAGGAGCAAAGCACAAGGAAGUAGUCGUGUUUAAGAGCUGGUCUCUUGUGCUUAUCAUUGCAUUUAA
Messenger RNA from Athene cunicularia (burrowing owl), 2780 nucleotides. It is a transcript of the gene B4GALT1, whose product is annotated as beta-1,4-galactosyltransferase 1. Gene Ontology annotation, biological process: protein N-linked glycosylation; carbohydrate metabolic process. The record is from RefSeq and is a predicted model, not a curated record. The annotation marks the transcript as partial. NCBI's taxonomy places the organism in Eukaryota, Metazoa, Chordata, Aves, Strigiformes, Strigidae. The transcript is spliced from 5 exons. Gene Ontology annotation, molecular function: beta-N-acetylglucosaminylglycopeptide beta-1,4-galactosyltransferase activity; cytoskeletal protein binding.